UGCCUGCUGCUGGUUUGGGACUUCCCUCUUUUAGCCCAAAGAGAAAAUUUCUGAGUGCACACGGACCUCUUGCACAAUUCUGGGCAUUUCUGGCUUCCGGAACAGAAUGGGGUGGGGAUGUAUGGGGAGAGUGAAUGGGAAGGGGGUGCUGCUGCUGAGUGGGUCUCUGUCCCCCACCCCGGCCUCAGACUCGGACAUUUGAGUGGGAGAGUCUGAAGGGCCCGGGGACCAAGCUCUCCCUUUGCCCUCCCCGACAGCAGCCAGAACAGGGAAGGGCUGACCGGGGAGCUGCUUGGGCUUUCCCCCUCCUGGAGCUGGAAGGGGGCAGGUCCAAAACGAGCCUUCCUGGAAUGUGUGAGGGGGGGGGACCUGGGGGAGAGGUUACAGCAGGCCAGGGGAGCAGCUGGCAGUCCUGGCACGGCCCCCCACCACAGAAGCAGUAGCCUCCAUGGAGCUCCCACAGUUGCCGCCAUGGAACCACUCGGAGCUGCCUUCCAAUAACACGUCUCCCUGCUUGGAGAGGGCAGACUUCCAGUACAUCCUCUUCCCUGUAGUUUAUACUUUGGUCUUCCUCCUCGGCCUGGGAGGGAAUCUCUUUGUAUUGGGCUACUUCCUCCAGACCAGGUCGGCCACUGCCCCGGCCAAUGUCUUCCUGGUGAACUUGGCCACCCUUGACCUGCUCUUUGUGCUCACCUUGCCCAUCCGCAUCGCUUACCAUGCCCGCCAUAACAACUGGACCUUUGGCGAAGCCCUCUGCAAAAUCACCGGCUGCCUCUUCUUUGCCAACCUCUAUGGCAGCUCCCUCUUCCUGGCCUGCAUCUGCCUCGAGCGCUACGUGGCGGUGGUCCAUCCGCUGAAGCACCUCCAGUUCCGGCAGCUGCGCUACCGCCUGGGGGCUGCUUUGGGGGUGUGGCUGAUCCUUAUUGCGGCCAUCCUGUUCCUGGCCCUCCGUGGGCCCCUGACCAGCUCCUUUGCUGAUGGCCGCACCGCAUGCCUGGAGAACUUCUCCUCCAGUUCCUGGAAGGGGCGCAUCUCGGGCGUCAGCAUCUUUGCUGCUGUGGUUGGCUUCCUGCUGCCUCUUCUUCUGAUCGGCAUCUGCUACCCUCUGAUCGCCUGGCGUCUCCUGACUUCCCCUGGGUUGCAGGCAAGUUCCCGAGCAGCCAAACGCAAAGCCCUGCGGACGGUGAUGGUGGUCCUUGGCGUUUUCCUGGUCUGCUUUGCACCGUAUCACAUCGUGCAGCUGGUUCACACGUUAGGCCGUGUGGGGGUCCUGGGUGACUGCACCCUCAUCCGCACCACCUAUGUGGCUCGUCGCAUCACUAUGGCACUGACCAGCCUCAAUGCCUGCCUGGACCCACUGGUUUAUUACUUUGCGGCCGAGCGAUUUGCCCGGCAAUCCGGCUGGUGGAAGUGCACCUGUUGUCAGCCAGAGAGCCCCCAGCGGCCUCUGGGGCUGCCCAGGUUGAUUGCCAGCAAGGCCUCGUCUUCUGGAGAAACCACAAUGGUUGGCACAGAGCAGUGAGCAGAGAAAUUCUGUCCCUCAACCCUACAGUCUGCCUUGUUCCCACUGCAUGAGAGGAAUGGAGACGUUUAUCAUUGCUACACAGGUGUGAACUUGGUGCUUAUACCAGGAACGGACUGGAAAUGAGCGAGCUAAGGAGACUCAAGGCAGUGGCGCUUAUCCGCCUUUCCCUGGUUCCCGGGCUGAGCUGCCCAAGGCCAUGACGGGCCACCGCUUCUCCUUUCUCUCCCUCCUACGUGAGGCUCUUCUUGUGGGGUUGCUCUGCUGAGUAUGCUGGGAAUGUAUAGGGAAAGGAUAGAUGCUGUCCAAAUUAUUUCUCUUAUUCAAAACCCUUUUAAGUGGAAAGGGCAGAAUAGAUAUAUGAGGCUUUUAAUUUUGGAACCACUUGUGGCCUCAUCUGGCAGUCCCACCCAGGCUCUUGUUUGACGGGAGGAAAAGGAAGGUCCUCGGAUGAGGCAGAAUGACUGAAUCCCAAACCCUGCCCUUACUAUUUUUUGGCUGCCUUCCAAAAUAAAUAUUUUUGUGAGAAAAUGUUUGUAAGGACAAAAAAAAAAAAAAAAAAAAAAAUCAGAAGGAAUAUUAUGAGCUGCAAUUUG
Molecule: messenger RNA, 2118 nt
Organism: Crotalus tigris (Tiger rattlesnake)
Lineage: Eukaryota; Metazoa; Chordata; Lepidosauria; Squamata; Viperidae
Product: lysophosphatidic acid receptor 6-like
Exons: 2
Coding region: 449-1522 (357 amino acids)
Biological process (GO): G protein-coupled receptor signaling pathway
Cellular component (GO): membrane
Molecular function (GO): G protein-coupled receptor activity; oxysterol binding
Source: RefSeq, a predicted model, not a curated record